Molecule: messenger RNA, 729 nt
Organism: Macadamia integrifolia
Lineage: Eukaryota; Viridiplantae; Streptophyta; Magnoliopsida; Proteales; Proteaceae
Product: LOB domain-containing protein 12
Exons: 2
Coding region: 187-684 (165 amino acids)
Source: RefSeq, a predicted model, not a curated record
CCAUUGUCCUUGCAAGUCUUCUGCUUGUGUUCAUCAAGUUCGUCAUCGUAGGACAGGAGAGAGACAAGACCACCAAAGCAUAUUAUUCUCCUCUGCUCUCCUUCCACACUAUUCAUAAUCUCUUCUUUUUUCAUCAAAACCAGCUCUCCUCCUUCUAGGGUUUUCUUUGUUCCAUUCCAUUCCAUUAUGGGUGGUGGUAGCUCCCCUUGUGCUUCCUGCAAACUGUUGAGACGUCGGUGUGCUAAGGACUGCAUCUUCGCUCCUUACUUCCCUUCUGAUGAUCCUCAUAAGUUUGCCAUUGUUCACAAGGUCUUUGGUGCCAGCAAUGUCAGUAAAAUGUUACAGGAGCUUCCAAUUCAGCAAAGAGCAGAUGCAGUCAGCAGCCUCGUAUAUGAAGCGAAUGCGAGAGUCCGAGACCCUGUUUACGGUUGCGUCGGGGCUAUAUCAUACUUGCAGAACCAAGUCUCCCAACUUCAGAUGCAGCUUGCGAUGGCUCAAGCAGAGAUCCUUUGUAUCCAGAUGCAGCAAGAGCCAGCAGCCUUACCCACUCACCAGAUAGACAACCCAGAUGACAAAUCUCUUCUUCUUCACAGUAACCUCAAUAACUUUCCCCAAUUCCUCAACUUUGCCUCUUCCAGCAAUGUAAUUCAAGAUCCUCCUAAGAGAGAAUCUCUCUGGACUUGACUUGGUUUCCUAAAUGAAAAUGGUUUACUAUUUCAACUUUCUUUA